Messenger RNA from Phyllostomus discolor (pale spear-nosed bat), 5055 nucleotides. It is a transcript of the gene HPCAL4, whose product is annotated as hippocalcin like 4. The transcript is spliced from 4 exons. The record is from RefSeq and is a predicted model, not a curated record. Bases 381 to 956 code for a protein of 191 amino acids. Lineage: Eukaryota; Metazoa; Chordata; Mammalia; Chiroptera; Phyllostomidae. Gene Ontology annotation, molecular function: calcium ion binding.
GUGGCCGGGGGUCUGAGCCUCGAGGGGGGCUACUGAGGGGGUUACAGCCCUCCUCCUUCCUCACGACUCCGGGAAGGUCAGCGCGGGCGGGCGGGGCGCGCUCCUGCGGCCGGGCCUCACUGGCCGCUGGGUCCCCACCUGAAACUCCGCCUGCCACUCUGCCCCAGAGGAACCAAUCAACGCCCAACCUGCCGGGGUGAGGCGGGGUUUAUACAAAUCGUGUUGCCUCCGAGAGACACUUAGUGACUCAAGAGCUGGGAGGCGUCUCCGGCGCGGACCUUGGAGAAUCUGGCCGCCAAGCUGCGAGCCAGUCUUGGUCCCCGAGGCCGGCUGAGGCUCGGAGCCAUCCAGCGACUCGGCGAGCGGCCUCAGGCCCCGCCAUGGGGAAGACCAACAGCAAGCUGGCCCCAGAGGUGCUGGAGGACCUGGUUCAGAACACGGAGUUCAGCGAGCAGGAGCUGAAGCAGUGGUACAAGGGCUUCCUGAAGGACUGCCCCAGCGGCAUCCUCAACCUGGAGGAGUUCCAGCAGCUCUACAUCAAGUUCUUCCCCUACGGCGACGCCUCCAAGUUUGCCCAGCACGCCUUCCGCACCUUCGACAAGAACGGCGACGGCACUAUCGACUUCCGGGAGUUCAUCUGCGCCCUUUCGGUCACUUCCCGCGGCAGCUUCGAGCAGAAACUCAACUGGGCCUUCGAGAUGUACGACCUGGACGGCGACGGGCGCAUCACGCGCCUGGAGAUGCUGGAGAUCAUCGAGGCUAUCUACAAGAUGGUGGGCACCGUGAUCAUGAUGCGCAUGAACCAGGAUGGGCUCACGCCCCAGCAGCGUGUGGACAAGAUCUUCAAGAAGAUGGACCAGGAUAAGGAUGACCAGAUUACCCUGGAGGAGUUCAAGGAGGCGGCCAAGAGCGACCCAUCCAUCGUGCUGCUGCUGCAGUGCGACAUGCAGAAAUAGAGAGUGGAGGCUGGUGAGGGGCAGGGCCCCUGGCCAGGAGAAGCGUUAGCCACCUCCCAACCCCAUGAUCUCUCUGGUUGGCCCUUCCCCAGGGGGAGGGGUACUCCAGCUUCACCCUCUGGCCCACCCACCCCUCUGUGCAAGCCCUUGCUCCCUCAGUCAAGAUCUUUGAGGGACCACCUCACCCUGGAAAAGAGGCAGAUCCUCAGGUAUCCUGUGUUCUAGCACCACCCCCAGUCUUGGCCCAGAACUAACACCUGCUGGGCAUAGGGGAGUUGGCUUUUGCCCUUACUGGUAGGGUUAAGGAGGGAGUAUGGUGUUCUGCUUUGAAAGUCUGUUCUUCCUGGGAUUAUGCUUUAUAGAAUGUGAUCCCACAUACCCCAGUUAAAGGGCCAGAUUGGCUCUGUCCUGUGCUGAAGACCUAGAUCCCUUAAAGGUGGUCUCUGCCCUGCCCCCUCAACUCUACCCUUCUGGCCCUGUCUUUGGAGCAUUCAUUCAGUCCUUUUUUCAGCUAAUACUUACUGAGCACCUGUUCAAUGCCAGGCACCUGCAGGUGCUGAGGAUAUGGUGGCCUACAGGACACAUUUUGUGUUCCCUGGAAGCUCCUAGAGCAGUGAGGCGGGCUUCCAGUGGUCAGAGUCACAGAUGAGGGUGUCGAACACAGCUGAGCCGAGGGUGUGGUAAAGCUGGUUAACUUGAGAGGAGCUAUUAUAUUGAAUCUUUCCACUCAGUCCUACACAGAGCCGCAGAAGGAUGAAAUGAAAAGUGUUUGGAGGUCUAGGAACCAUGUGAGUGGAAGUUUUAAGAAAAAUUUAAAUUUAUGUAAUACUUAUUUUUUCAGUACCCUUAAAAGGAGCUGAAGUCAUUUUAUUAGUCUAGGGUAUUAAAACAUACUUUAUAUUACUCGAUUUCUUAUAAAAUGAUCAAAUGAAUGUAGAAAUGCCACUUUUCACGGGGAAAAAGAGCUGAGAAAAAAAGAGGGAAAACACCACUAAACUCACCAGAAACACCUUUUCUUAUCAGGCUAAAUCCUCAGCUGCACCAUCAGCAGCUUCUUUUCUGAUGAUCUCUUUCAGCGCAGUGAGCAACGCUGUUGCACACCCCCCUGGUUGGGUGCUGUCUGCAGAAACACACACACACACACACACACACACACACACAAGAUUUGCCAAGAUUGAGGCUGUGCCUUUCCCACAUCUUGGUAGUUCCUUAGUGGAUUUGGUCUACUUUCAAGGAUGGGCUUGUUCUUUCACUGCUACAGAAGCAGAAGGAGCUAGAAGAAGAGGAAGGACCACCUGGCCACUCUUUAGGCUGCCAGGCUGCGUUUAUGGACCAAAUGCUUAGAAACGUACUGGGCAUGCUCCAUUUGAAAAGCUUUCUCUAACCCCAAAUCUGAAAUCUGCCAGGUAAUUUGUCUUCUCAGUGCACUGGCUUUGCUUUCCAACGUCUGCUUUCUGAUUCUGGAUCCAUGAGCUACACAGCUGCAUGCUUUGCUAGAAAACUCAUCUUGCUUCUUCAAGUCUUUCACUUUACACUCUCCUGUACCUGUGGUCAGAAAUUAGCUUUGACGUGCAAUGACAGUUGAUUUCCUCUUGAACCGCUGGUGAAAACAGUCUAGUACACAGGUGCUGCCAGCCCAGGGUGGGAGCAGGGAGUGGUUGCUGAGUCGGGGGGGUGUGGAUUGUAUCAGCAGGAAAGCAAUGCAGCACACAUUUUACUUCUAGGUGUUCACCUUCCCUCCCUCUCUGCAGGUGGAAACUCUAGGGCACAGGUGGCAAACACAAAGUCCAAGGGCCAAAUCUGGCCCUCCACCUUGUGUUGUCCUGCCUGGCACCUUGUUUCUACCCAGUGGCAGCACUGAGCUGUUGCUUAACUGUUAAGGAGUAGUUACAUUUAUACAGCCCUAAAAUGACAUUUGGCCCUUGGAAAGCAAUCAUAAGGCUGAUGUGGCCCCCGGUUACAAUGAGUUUGACACCCCUGCUCUAGGGGAUGCUGACCUUUGGUCCCCAACUCUUUUGGGCCUUUCUUCUUGCUGCUCUUGAAGGUAGCAAGGCCGCUGGAUUCCCACCCUCUUUCUCUCCUCCUAGCACCAGCCACAUGGUAAGGCUGGGGCACUCACAUCCUCAGGCAGUAACCAGCGUGCUUUUAUCUAGUGACACCUCGGACGAUGUCCCGUUGCUCCCAGGAGCUGCCCACUGGGCGUGUCUUGUGCUGUCAGUGCACCACAGGUGCAGAUACUCAACAGCCUGGCUCAGCUGACACUUCCGAUGGAAGGCUUUUUACAAAGUGGGGUUCCUCUCCCCCAAAUGUUGAAUCUAACCCACCUCCCAAUCACACAGAACUUACGGCUUUUGAAGGCUUGCCACCUACUCCAUCCCAUUCUACACUCAAAGCCUAGGGAAGUAAGGAUUUUCAUUCCCUUUCUCCAGACUUGGAAACUGAGGCACAGUGUGUCCAUGGUGCAAAAGCACAUAGUCAGGAAUGGGCACAGCACCAAGACUUGAACCCAAGGCCUUAAGCAGGGUUCUUCCCUUCAGAGUCUUUCUCAGGCUCAUUUGAUUCUGAGUUGUACGGAGGUCAACUGUGGGGCAAGCUAAGUUGGUUGUGGUCUUUUACAAGCUUCCUGCUGAGGCUGUGGUCUUCCAAAAAGAAACUGAAUCUUGGUUGAAGACUCCACAUUUUCAAGCAUCUUGUUUUCUGUUUCUGGGCAGCUCUGCUAAUAAGUCAGUGCGGUCCUAGGAGGCUCUCACUCAGAAGCUGGGAAGCAUCUUGCACUGUCUUUGCCAUCAUCUUCCUCCCUAAGAGAACUGCUUUUGUUUUUUCCCAACUGGUAGGCAAGUCCUACCUGUGAGGGUAUGUUUGAUCACUCCAAGCUUUUGGACACAUACCCCUGGGUGAUGUUUGCUGGUGAGGCCAAAGAAUCUCAUGCAGCCCAUCAGUGUCGGACACCUAACACCAGGCCGGGAACCUGGCCCACCAUCUUGCUAAUGGGAGGAGCCACAGGCAGGCCAGGCCUUGCUCCCAUGUGUUCCUGUGGUAGAGCACUGGCCCUACUGUGAGAAGAGAGGCAGCCCUCCCAUCUCUGCCCCAGCUGGGAGGGACCUGUCACAGAGCACAGGGUUAACAGAGAUUGAAGUAUGACUCGCAUAGACUCAAAGAUAUACAGACAGUUAAAACAUUGAUAUAUACAAACUCCCCAAACUCCCCUUUGAAGUUCUGUAUCUUCUUGCAGCAACUCUGAAUUGCAAAAUUCUAACUUCUGCCUUCUAACUGUACUCUGCUUUCAUUCAACCUUUGAGCUAAUUGAUGAGCUCCUUCCUAUCUCUACAAAUCAUCAGCAAGGGCUACUUCAGGUGGCCACUCCAGCCCUUUGGGCUCUAGUCAGGAUUACAUAACUUACCUGAAAUCAAAAAUUAAGAAAAAGGAAGCUUAUAUGCAAAAGCUCUGCAUCUUUUCCUGAUGAUGGCAGAGUCCCUGGAGGUAGAAAUUCUGCUGGAGAGAGAGAGAGAGAGAGAGAGAGAGAGAGAGAGAGAGAAGGAGGAAGAGGAGGGGAGGGGAGACAAAGGAAAAAAUAAGAGAAUAAGCUGAGGUUUCAAGGCAAGGUAGUAAGCUGACACUGUAAAUAUUUUUACACAAAACUUUACUAAAGCAACAAAGAUUCCCUGAAGAUCCACCCUGGAUGAGGCUUUGUGCUGACUUUAGAAAUCAUUGUGGGGGAAGAAUACAUUUCCUACAUAUUUUAUUCAUCAGUUUUGAAAAAAAAUUCAAAUCUUGCCAUUGAAAAGUCUAAGAAAAAUAUGGGAUUGUCUUUCUGAAAAUUUCAGGGUUUUCUUUUACCUUUGCCAGAGUGUGGGGGCAGGACCGGGCCUCCCAGGGUGUCUGGCCCUUCCUGCUCGGUGGAGGUUCUGGGAGUGAGGAGGCCUGGGGCAGGAGGGGGUGGUGGGUGGCCCCGGGGGCCCUCCCAACUCACCACUGUGGCGCCUGUGUCCCCUUCAGAUGCGCUGCUCCUGGCUGUGCUCACAGUGACCGUCCUCACUGUUCACCCCUGUGCUGUGUGGUGUUUUUUUUUCACUGACAGUGAAUAAAAGGUGUGGCUGUG